AUGUUGUCAGUGGCUGCUCUAGCAGCAUUCCUCUAUCUUCUUUACACUUUGAUUUCCACUCUCCGGGUUCUUUACUUCCAUUCUCUCAGUCACAUCCCCGGCCCGACACUGUGGAUCGCGUUUCCAAUAUUUCGACACCUCUCGUUGAUUCGAGGGAGGCAAGAUAUCGAGCUUCGAGCUCUCCACCAGAAAUAUGGCGAGGUCGUUCGAUUUGCCCCCGAUGAGGUCUCCUUCAUCACCGCCCAAGCCUGGCGGGACAUUUACGGCCACGGCCACAAGCAACUGCCCAAGUUCAAACACUCGGCCGCAAACCCUCUAGAUAUCAUUAACUCCAACGAUGUUGACCACUCUCGAUACCGCAAAGCUAUGUCUCACGCCUUUUCCGCGAAAGGACUUCAAGCGCAAGAGCCGAUUCUGAAAAGAUACGUCGAUAAACUUGUCACGAGAUUGGAGCACGAGGCAAAGUCUCGCUUGCCGGUAGAUAUGGUUAAGUGGUAUAAUCUUACCACAUUCGAUCUCAUUGGCGAUCUUGCCUUUGGCGAGUCUUUCGGCGGGCUUGAGAACUCACAAUAUCACUUCUGGGUCUCGACAAUUUUCGAAUCCGUACGCGCAAUACAGUUUGCCAAAGUCAAGGACGUCUAUCCUAUGUUCUUCCAAUUAAUCAAACCUUUUAUGCGCAGUGGUUUGGCAAACGCACGUCAGCGGCAGCAGGACUACAGCAAAGCAGUGGUGCAAACGAGGCUUGCGAACCCUGAGCCCUCCGACCUUGUAGACUUCAUGGAUUCCAUGCUCCGACAUCGCGGGGAGAAAGAUGGGCUAAGUGAUGAAGAGUUAGUAGCAAAUUCCAGCAUUCUUGUUAUUGCUGGCAGCGAAACUACCGCCACUUUGUUAUCGGGUGUGACCUUCUUACUUCUGAAGAACCCGGUGGCGAUGAAAAAGUUGACGGAUGAAGUGCGAACGGCCAUGCAAUCUGAAGAGGAUAUCACUUUUGCAAACGCGACUGCAAACCUCCCGUACAUGUUAGCCUGUCUUGAAGAGGCCCUUCGAAGGUAUCCACCGGUUGGUACCGGAUUGCAACGAGUUACCACUUCGACCACAAUUAUUUCGGGCUAUGAGGUCCCUCCAAACACCAGGGUAGCGGUUCAUCAAUUCGCGGCGUAUCAUUCUCCUCUCAAUUUUCACAAGCCCGAGUGCUAUAUCCCAGAGCGCUGGCUCCCAGAAGCGAAAAACGAUCCGCAAUCGCCCUUCUUCAACGAUAACCGUGACGUUUUGCAGCCAUUCUCUGUCGGACCACGUAACUGCAUCGGCCGAAAUCUAGCCUAUAACGAGAUGCGUGUCAUCCUGGCUCGGAUCAUCUGGAGAUUCGACCUCGAAUUAUGUCCUGAAUCUCAGGCGUGGGACGAUCAGAAAUCGUACAUCCUGUGGGAAAAGCCCGAGCUGAUGUGCAAGUUGACACCGAGGGAAUAUUGA
This is a messenger RNA of Botrytis fragariae, 1470 nucleotides long. Its product is annotated as putative cytochrome p450 monooxygenase protein. NCBI's taxonomy places the organism in Eukaryota, Fungi, Ascomycota, Leotiomycetes, Helotiales, Sclerotiniaceae. The coding region runs from base 1 to 1470 and encodes 489 amino acids. The transcript has 2 exons. Gene Ontology annotation, molecular function: heme binding; oxidoreductase activity, acting on paired donors, with incorporation or reduction of molecular oxygen; iron ion binding. The record is from RefSeq and is a predicted model, not a curated record.